Acanthosepion pharaonis is the source of this 492-nucleotide messenger RNA. NCBI's taxonomy places the organism in Eukaryota, Metazoa, Mollusca, Cephalopoda, Sepiida, Sepiidae. The record is from the annotation of a GenBank genome assembly.
AUGAACUCUACUUUUCUCUUUUCUUCCCUCCACACGACUUUUCUUCCUAAUAUUGCCACUUACCUCGCUUUUCUUCUCUCCAUUUUCUCUUUCCACCAUCUCUAUUUUUCUCUAUUCUUCCCAACCUCUGAACCUUUUUUUUCUUCUCUUCAUCUCCAUUUUUCUCUCUUUUCUUCCCAACAUCCCCACUUAUCUCAUAUUUCUUCUCCCCAUUACCACUUGUUUCUAUUCCCCCCUCCCUUAUCUCUACACUCCACUCCCCAUGAAUCCCUUAUCUCCUAUAUCCCUUUUGAUCUUUCCUUUAUCUCACUUUCUCCCUCUCAUAUUCUUUCUCCUACAUCACUCCCUCUCUUUUCUCCUUUUUCCCCCACUCUCUAUUUCAAUCCAUUCUUUAUCUUGUGUUCUUUUCUCUUUAUCUCUUCAUACUUUUCUUUCUUCCUUCUUCUUUCCCAUUCUAAUCUUCAACUCCCUUCCUUCCCACUGAAAAUCUGA